ACGACAUCUUACUCCGGAUCAACCCUCUCCCCGUACACACCCGACCUCCGACACACCCUCUUUUCACCAUGGGCAACUCGAGGUCAUCGCUCCAAUUGCCGGAGGAGGAUAUCGCCAACAUUUCCAAAGAGACGGGAUUCACAGCCAAUCAGAUUGAGCGCCUCUGGAGUCGCUUCUCGUCUUUAGACAAGCAGCAAAAGGGUCAUCUGACCCGUGAAGACUUUCUCCGGAUCCCCGAGUUGGCCAUCAACCCUUUGGGCGACCGGAUCGUUCACGCCUUCUUCCGAGACUCCCGACAACAGCAACAGAAUAUGGGUGGAGGUGUGGGAUCUCCGGAUCCUGAGAGAAACGGCUCCAGUGGUGGAAACGGCUCCACGGCCGAUGACAUGGAACAAGAGGUGGUCAACUUUUGUGACUUCGUGCGCGUCCUCGCUCAUUUCAGACCCUUGAAAAAGAACGUCGAAAAGAACAAGCUCAAUGGACGGGAGGAAAAACUGCGAUUUGCAUUCCGGAUGUACGAUUUGGAUGGUGACGAUAAGAUUUCCAAGGAGGAGCUUCUGGCCGUUUUGACCAUGAUGGUGGGUGCCAACAUCUCCGAAGAUCAGCUCAUCUCCAUCGCCGAGCGAACCAUCAUGGAGGCUGACUUGGACAAGGACAACCUGAUUUCCUUCGACGAGUUCAAGAACGUCCUUGAGCGCACGGAUGUCGAGCAGAAGAUGUCCAUCAGAUUCUUGGACUAGAUUUCACCAAAGCCUUUUACAUCACCAAAUCACCAAUCUAUUCAUGCGAUUAUCUUGCUUCGAGGCUUAACUCUCGACUGACUUGAUGUGAACCCACAAGGGGCGUGUCAAAAUCUGAGAGCGUGCGGGCGAAGAUGCAAAUCAAUUAGGCAAUAACUACCCAUCCUUCCUUCCAAAGUGGCAUUUUGCUCCCAUUUCCUAUCUGGUCAAAAAAACGAAAGGACUUUUCCAAACCAGCAUCCUGAUCCCAAAUCCAGGGAAUUGUUGUACAGAUCAAGAAGCCAAAACACAGUGUGCACAUUUGAUCGAAAUUUAGGGGAAAGUUUUCGUUCUCUCUAGUUUUUCUGUCUUUUUAAGAGUGAAGUUAUUUUUUAGACAAACAUACUUGUAAAGAGAGCUUCAGCUGAACGAAAUAGCACGCUAAUGAGAUGAUUUACUGUACUCUGCGUAUCAGGUGUUUUUAUAUAUCCAGGGAUGUUAUUUUUUAUAUCUAUCGAAAUAUACUGUAGCUUUAUCGUA
Tigriopus californicus is the source of this 1259-nucleotide messenger RNA. Its product is annotated as calcineurin B homologous protein 1-like. Gene Ontology annotation, molecular function: calcium ion binding. Bases 69 to 740 code for a protein of 223 amino acids. NCBI's taxonomy places the organism in Eukaryota, Metazoa, Arthropoda, Copepoda, Harpacticoida, Harpacticidae. The record is from RefSeq and is a predicted model, not a curated record. The transcript has 3 exons.